AUGGAGGACAGCCACACCCUGGAAACCCAGGAGAAGUUGGAAGCCGACUCGGACCUCUCUCCGCCUGGAAGCGGCCGUGCUGGCCGGCCCAUGUGCGCGGGCUGUGGGCGGCCUGUGCGCGCCUGCAUCUGUGCGAGUCUUCCAUCCGAGCCACUGGCUCUACCUUCUGGUCUGGAGAGCGUGCUGCUUCUCCGGCAUCCCAAAGAGCGACGCCAGAAGCACCAGAGUGCCUGGAUACUGGAACGCUGUGUCCGCGGCGUGAGGCAGCAUGUUACGCGGAGGCUGCCGUCGGAGGUGCCCAUCGGGCUCGAGCAUUUGUACAGGGAGCCCGAAAGCUGUCUGCUCGUUUUCCCUGGACCCGGCGCGCGCCCGCUGAAGGAAGUUCUGGAUGCGAAGGUGCGACACCUAAUCCUGGUGGAUGCCACCUGGCGCUUUGCCCGCGAAAUGGCCGCCGUGUCGGAGUCGGGCGAUCCGCUGUCGAGGAUACAGCGCGUGGAGUUGACGCCACCAUCCGGCACCCGCCCGGUAUUUGUAGUUCGCAAGCCGUUGCUACUCGGGAACACGCGCGAGCUGGAAGCGACUGAUGGUCAUGAUUUUGUGGCAAGCGAGGACGAGCGCUGGGGCUUCAGCACGGCAGAGGCUGCAGCCUUGGCCCUCGACGAAAUCUCGGAGCGUCGGGGAGCUACGCACGCCGGAUGCCACCUCCAAGGAAUGCUCCCGGCUGGCAUGGCGGACCCUGCCAAGACGGUGGCAGCGGCGCUCGGAGCCUAUGCGCAGAUCCAGUUGGACCACACGGCCAAACCCCGCAUGCGGACCGACAGGCCUGGCUUCAUUCCAAAGCUCUACGAGGCCGCGCAGGAAGCUGCAGCGGCCGACGGUGAUGAGUGA
Molecule: messenger RNA, 888 nt
Organism: Symbiodinium sp. CCMP2456
Lineage: Eukaryota; Dinophyceae; Suessiales; Symbiodiniaceae
Source: the annotation of a GenBank genome assembly